CACACACACACACACACACACACACACACACGCGUGUGUGUGUCCUCCUCCCUCAGUCUCUCCAUGGCUGGAUUGUGGCAGCAGCUUAGCUCCCUGCAGCAGGGUCGAGCUCUGGCUCUCCUCCACCUCAUCGGUCUUCUCUACUCUACCUUGGGUGCUUUUACCUGGGAUACCAGCCUUCCCCCUCUGAAGGAGUUUCAGGUGGUGAGGGGGAAUUUCUCUAGGACUUUCCUCCGCGUUGGCUACCAUAAGAUUGCAAAGAUUCCUGCAGGAGCACGCAACAUCAGCGUACGGGAGACAAUAAAGAGCCGAAACUACCUUGCUCUGCAGACCCAAAGUGGUGUCUCCAUCAUCAAUGGUGACUGGGUGAUUAACAGGCCGGGGAUCUUCCUUGCUGUUGGAACACAGCUGACGUACCAGAGACCCAAUGAAAUCCGCUCUCGCAAUGGAGAGUCCAUCACUGCACCCGGGCCCCUGACUGAGGACCUGCAUGUUUAUUUGAUUUACCAGCAACCAGGUCCCAGUGUAUACUAUGAAUACAUUGUGCCUUUUCAAAACACACCCCCCACUCCUGAGCCAGAUCCACCUUCUGAUAGUCUGCCACUGGUAGGCCCAUCCCAAUCAGGUGAGAAGGACCACAGAGGUGACGUCACAAACGACAUCAUCAAAGAGAAAACCCACCCUAACCAGGUUAGCUCUGACCCCAGCAUGAACUCUGACCCUCGGCCCACCUACACCUGGACAAAGAGUGGGCGCACAGAGUGCAGCACAACCUGUGGCAAUGGCAGGCGUCCAGUACUCUGGGAGUGUGUUGACAAAGAUUCCCAAGUGACUGUUCCUGCUGACCUCUGUGACCCUGCCCUUGAACCACCAAACCGGGAAGAAGACUGCAACACCCAGUCCUGUCUUGCAUACUGGGACGUCGGGGAGUGGUCCGAGUGCAGCAGGAGCUGUGGACCCGGCACUCAGCACCGCCAGGUCAUCUGCCGACAGGUUACUCACGUUCAUACCAAUGGGACGGAGACCUCGGUGACCAUGGCACAAGAGCAGUGUGGGUCGUCUGACAGGCCGGUGACCAAGUCCAUAUGUCAGCUGAAGAUUUGCAGCCAGUGGGAGAUACAGUCUGAGUGGAGCCCGUGUUCAGUGCCAUGUGGAGUGGGUCAGCGCAGCAGGGAAGUGGUGUGUUUGAGCAACCAGGGUGAUGUGGAGGAGGAUGAGGAGUGCAACAUGAACCUAAAGCCAGAUACACUACAGAACUGUGACAUGGGAGCCUGUGCAAGCAGCUGGUUCACCUCCCUCUGGAGCCAACGGUGCUCUGCAGAGUGUGGUAAAGGCAAACAAACCCGGACGGCAGUGUGUCUGAUAGGUCAUGGGACUGAUCUCCCAUUGGACAGCUGUGAAGGGGAACGUCCAUCAGAAGUGACAGUGUGUGACUCAGGCCCCUGCCAGAACCGCCUGGAGUGGUACACUGGACCCUGGGGUCAGUGUUCUGCAGAGUGCGGCAAUGGCACACAGACCCGGAGUGUGGCUUGUAUUUUCAACAACGAUGGUCGUAUGGAGGUUGUUGACCAGUUACAAUGUUCCAAUGUCUCUCAGCCAAUCACAUCUCAGCCCUGCAGACUGAAGCCAUGCGGUGUCCAGUGGUAUUUCACAGAGUGGAGUGCGUGUUCAAGCUCCUGCAACGGAGGCUACCGUGUGCGUGAGGUGCGUUGUCUUGCCAACAACAUCACCCCAAGCGAUCGCUGUGACCCCAGUUUGUCCCCAAAGAGCCGAGAAGAGUGCAACAAACUACCUUGUGGAGCUGAAAUAAAUCCAUCAUGCAGCGACCAGUACCAUAACUGUAUGGUGGUGGUUCAAGCCCGACUGUGUGUUUACCCUUACUACAGAAGUGUCUGCUGCGCCGCCUGCUCCCGUGCCCACAAAACAUACCCCAACUCGUAUCUAAAGAACCACAUCCGCAGGUGAUGCUGCCACAGGAGGUUAAAUUCAACUCCGCUAGCUCUGUUUGUAGAUCGCCUCAUUAUGUGAGAAUGUUGAAUGUGGUUCAAUAUUCAGUCACUCAGCCUGCCAUGAACAGUGUUAGAGUGAGAUCCUUUUUCAUCUUCACACCAAACUGGAUUAAAAAUAACCUGAAAUUGUAUUCUCUUUCUAUUUACAGUGUAACUUUAAACUGGACUGCUCACAUUUGGUGAUGUACGUACUUGUAUAUUUAUUCUUAAUAAAGGGUGUAUAGCUUCUGUUACUCAGCUGCUG
Messenger RNA from Perca flavescens (yellow perch), 2253 nucleotides. It is a transcript of the gene adamtsl7, whose product is annotated as ADAMTS-like 7. The record is from RefSeq and is a predicted model, not a curated record. Gene Ontology annotation, biological process: extracellular matrix organization; proteolysis. The coding region runs from base 64 to 1965 and encodes 633 amino acids. The transcript is spliced from 12 exons. Gene Ontology annotation, molecular function: metalloendopeptidase activity. Gene Ontology annotation, cellular component: extracellular matrix. NCBI's taxonomy places the organism in Eukaryota, Metazoa, Chordata, Actinopteri, Perciformes, Percidae.